Messenger RNA from Impatiens glandulifera, 1720 nucleotides. RefSeq names its product SPX and EXS domain-containing protein 1-like. The coding region runs from base 142 to 1542 and encodes 466 amino acids. NCBI's taxonomy places the organism in Eukaryota, Viridiplantae, Streptophyta, Magnoliopsida, Ericales, Balsaminaceae. Gene Ontology annotation, cellular component: cytoplasm; membrane. The transcript is spliced from 14 exons. The record is from RefSeq and is a predicted model, not a curated record.
GAUCUUGAUCUCCAAAUGAGCAAAUAUAUAAACAGAACUCUCUUUCCGGCGCCAGAUCCAACGAACAGGGUGGGCAUUUCAUGACACGCUUUCGCAACAAGGUUUCAUAAGUUGAUAACCAGUCUCCAUUUGCACUCUUCUAUGUUUGGAGGAGGGGGCUUGGUGACAGCUCCUGUUAGAAGCCCUCAUCUCCGUAAAUCUGGGAGCAGAGCUGUUGUAUAUGGUCUUGACGAGUUGGAAGCUGGUGCCGAAGAGUCGGAAAUGAAAGGGGUCACCGCUCAGUUGAGCACUGCUGCCAUAUUACCAUCUCCUAUUCUGCUUUGGAGAUUGAAGGUAAUAUUGUUUUUCUUUUGGGGCCUCACUUGCUUGAAGAUAGGAUGGGAUUCAGUUAUGAGAAUGAGUAUAGACGUGCGGGAUUUAUUUCUUUACGAGGCCUUCUUAUAUUAUAAUCCUCUUCUUCUUGUGACUUUGAUGGUUUGGCUUUGGGGAGUAAAUCUAUGGGUAUUUGCUCAGUCUAAUAUUGGUUAUGCUAAAAUUUUUGACAUUGACCAGACUCACCUUACUCAUAGAGAAAUAUGGAAGUGUGCUACGUGGAUGACGAUAAUUGUUCCAACAAGCAUGACAGCCUACCUAUAUUUCUAUUCUCAUGGUGAAGUUAAUUUGGCUGCCUUCCAACCAGUGUUUCUAUAUGUUGUUGCUGCAUUUCUUAUCAUAUUUCCCUUUGAUAUUUUUUAUUUGUCAUCCCGCUACUUUUUGCUGAGAACAAUCUGGCGGAUCGUUUUACCCCUACAAGCAAUAACAUUUGCUGAUUUUUUCUUGGCUGAUAUUUUGACCUCUAUGUCAAAGGUAUUCUCAGAUUUGGAACGAUCAGUCUGUAGAAUGGUCCACAGACAGGUUGCUACAAUUGCAUGGUUUGAGGCUGAUUCUGUCUGUGGAAGCCACUCUGUUGCAAUCCCUAUUGUUCUUGUUUUACCCUACAUUUUCCGGUUUUUCCAAUGUCUUCGACAGUAUUCAGACACGAGGGAGAAAACUACCCUAUUGAAUGCAUUGAAAUACUCCACUGCAGUGCCUGUGAUUUUUCUCUCAGCACUUAAAUACCAUGUCUUCCCUGAUAAAUGGAAAAGUAUUUAUCGACCUCUGUGGCUUCUAUCGGGAGUUUUGAACUCUUUAUACUCUUUCUAUUGGGAUGUAUCCCGGGAUUGGGACUUGAGUUGCUUCACCAGGAUCUUCAAGUUCAAUAAAUCGUCUCCAGUCUCCCACAUACUAUAUGGCCGGAAAUGGGUAUUUUUCUGGGUGAUAGGAAGCAAUUUGAUAUUGAGAUGCACAUGGACAUAUAAGCUUUCAGCUCAUCUCCGACACAACUACUUGACUGUAUUUACGAUUUCUGCCUUGGAAAUAUACCGUAGGUUUCAAUGGGUAUUUUUUCGAGUAGAGAAUGAAUGGAAUAGAAUGAACUCGAAGUCUUCGAGCAUGCAGACUCCCAUGAGUGAUAUCUCAAUGGAGGAAGAGAAAUUGCUCGUCGCUAAUGAACACGAUGUAUGAGAUCGAGAGAUUUGGGGAUUUUUGUGAAUGUGCAGAUGAAAAGGCUGAAGUUGCUUUGUUCCUGAUCUUAAGCUAUCUUGAUCAUUAUUGAAAAGACUAGCAAAAACUUGUGCCUGUUUGGAACAAUUGAUGAUAUAUUGUUAUUUUGAUUCUUAUAUAUUAUAUCAGCUGUGUACAA